Molecule: messenger RNA, 1227 nt
Organism: Quercus lobata
Lineage: Eukaryota; Viridiplantae; Streptophyta; Magnoliopsida; Fagales; Fagaceae
Exons: 1
Coding region: 1-1227 (408 amino acids)
Molecular function (GO): catalytic activity
Source: RefSeq, a predicted model, not a curated record
AUGGGAGUGGGGGCUGUGCAGCUCAUGGUGCGGAUUAGAUGGAUUUGGAAGGGAGAGGCGAUGGUGGGUCUUCCCAAUGAGGUUUGUCAAGUCCCAGCUCUUAAAGUCCUUAUGAAUAGCAUUGUUUGGAAUUGUAGAGGUGCUUCAAAGCCCUCUUUUCAAAAGCGUGUUAGGGAGAUGGUUCAGAAGCACAAUCCGGCUAUUUUGGUGGUAAUGGAAAUUCGUGUUGGGGGUAACAGAGCAAGGCAAAUCACUGAGAGGCUCCCUUUUGAUGGAGCUAUUCGCUCUGAUGCAGUUGAGUUUGCUGGUGGAAUAUGGGUGCUGUGGAAUUCUGAUAGAGUUGACGUUGCCCAUUUGGCCAGUAUUGAACAAGAAAUUCACUUCACGGUUAAGGUACUAAUUUCAAAUGUUAUUUGGCUUUUCUCUGCUGUGUAUGCUAGUCCUAAGUGUGCUGAAAGACAUAUUUUGUGGAAUAACCUUAUGAAAGUAGCAGACCUUCACAAUAUGCCUUGGGUUAUAGCAGGGGAUUUUAAUGAACCUUUGGUAAAUGAUGAUAAAUUUGGUAGUAAAGCGGUUAGUGUGAACAGCUCUCUUUUGUUUAAGGAGUGUUUAGAUAAAUGUAAUAUGAUAGACAUUGGUUUUGCGGGACCUCGUUACACUUGGACCAAUAGAAGGGAAAUUCAAGUUUUGAUACAGCAGAGAAUAGAUAAGUCCUUUGUGAACCCUCAGUGGUGUUUGCUUUACCCGAAUGCUAAAGUUACCCAUCUACCUAGGUACCAUUCUGAUCACUGCCCUGUUCUUUUAGAGAUGCAACCAGGAGUAAGCAGGGGGAAGAAAAGGUCGUUUAGGUUCCAAACGUGCUGGUUGUUAGACCCUACCUUCCCUGAUAUUGUUUCUCAAGCUUGGGGAGGUGCAAAUAAUCUUGUAGAGGUCGUUGAGAGCUUCACUAGGAAUGUUGUGGAUUGGAAUAAAAACCAGUUCGGGAAUAUUUAUACAAGGAAGAAAAUUCUGAUGGCUAGGAUCAAUGGUAUUCAAAAGGCUAUUGCUUUUAAACCUUCUAGUUUUCUUCUUAAGUUGGAAGUGGAUCUCCUUAGGGAUCUUGAUCUUGUUCUCAAUCAAGAGAAGGAGUUAUGGGCUCUAAAGUCUCGGGUAAAUUGGUUGGUUCAAGGGGAUCGCAAUACAGCUUUCUUCCAUGUUUCAACUUUGGUUAGGAGGAAAAGGAAUUAG